UAUCUAAAGAUAUCAUUCUAUAUAAUGCCUCAAGUUAAGCAUUAAUGUCGCCGUUUUCUUCCAAGCCUCUCUAUUCGAGAGGUAAGCUGAAAAACGACAGCCUCAAUCCCUCCUAUCCCUCCUAUCCCUCCUAUCUCUCAUCUCUCUCACUCGGUCAAGGGUCAGGUACCAGCCAAACCCAAGCUAAUGCAAGCUGGCUAGCUGGCUAGCUGCCCAGCUUACCGAGUUGGUACUGCGCUGUAGAUAAUCCUUGAUUGCGUGCUUAUGCCGCACGCGUAGCGCGAGUACAAGUACGGCCGUCUUGCCAGUCGUGUGCCCUUUGUUCUUAUGUUGUUAGUCUGCUAGUUCCUUUGACAGCAUCUUCACGGACUAGUCCUUCUAGUCCUUCUAGUCCUUCUAGCCACCUCCCGCAAGCGCCAUGUCGUCCAUGCCGUCCCUCAGAAGUAUCGCGGCCGCUGUCUUGCAGUUAGGCUUCUUGGCGCACCCGGGACUCGCGAGAUCAUGCGAACGAGUCCCUAGGUUGGGCGCUGUCGCGUCUGAGAGCUCUGUCUGCUCUAAGAUUGGGACCGGCCUACUUCAAGCCGGUGGAAAUGCUGCUGAUGCCCUUGUCGGCACUGUGUUCUGCGUCGGUGUCAUCGGCAUGUACCACAGUGGCAUUGGCGGUGGCGGUUUUAUGCUUGUUCGUGGUAGCGAUGGGAAAUACGAGUACAUCGAUUUUCGAGAGACGGCCCCGGCCGCUGCUUAUGAGGAUAUGUACGAGAAUAACACCGACGCUAGUUUAUAUGGCGGCCUGGCAAGCGGUGUUCCUGGAGAGCUUAGAGGGCUAGAGUAUCUGCAUAAAAACUACGGGAAGCUCCCGUGGGCAGACGUGGUAAAGCCGGCUAUCAAGGUCGCUCGGGAAGGCUUCGAGGUAACAGCAGAUCUCGUCAAGUAUAUAGCAUCCGCAACGCCAAAUGAUUUUCUAAAGGAUGACCCAGCCUGGGCAAUCGACUUUGCCCCGAAGGGUUAUAUUGUCAAGCUAGGCGAGACCAUAACGCGCAAACGCUACGCCGACACGUUGGAAGUCAUCGCCAACGAGGGUCCGGAUGCAUUUUACACCGGCGCUAUUGCUAAGGCGACAAUAGCAGCGCUGCAAGGAAAGAAUGGAACCAUGACGCUAGAUGAUUUGAAGAACUACACAGUUGCGAUUAGGAAGCCUUCUGAAAUCAAAUACCGAGGCUAUAAGCUCACAAGCAUCAGCGCCCCGGCAAGUGGCGUGGUAGCGCUCAGUGCGCUGAAAAUCGCUGAUGGCUAUGAGGGGUUUGGCGAUCCUGCUGCGGUCAACUUGACUACUCAUAGACUGGACGAGGCUAUCAAAUUUGCUUAUGGUCAACGAUCCGAACUUGGUGAUCCUUCCUUCGUUGAAGGGCUUGACGAGUACCAGGAGUCCAUGAUUUCUGAUGCGACCGCUGCUGAAGUACGCUCCAAAAUCUCCGAUUUCAAAACUCAGAACGUCUCGUACUAUGACCCUGCCGGUCUCGAGAGCCUCGAUACUCCGGGCACAAGUCAUAUUGUCGCCGCCGAUAAGAGCGGCUUAGCUAUCAGCCUUACGACAACUAUUAAUUUGCUCUUCGGAUCCCGUUUGAUUGUACCUGAGACCGGUGUCAUUAUGAACGAUGAGAUGAAUGACUUCUCUAUUCCCAACUCGAGUAACGCGUUUGGCUACAUACCGAGCCCGGCAAACUUCGUUCGUCCGGGCAAGAGACCUCUAUCCUCGAUCUCAGGGACUAUAGUCGAGACAGCCGAUGGCAAGUUGUAUUUCGUUAUAGGAUCCGCCGGUGGUAGCCGCAUCAUCACAGCCACCAUCCAGAAUAUUCACCACGUACUCGAUCAGAAUUUUACGACAGCCGAGGCGCUGGCUGCACCCAGGCUACACGAUCAGCUCAGCCCUCCUCAGACCUCCUUCGAGUACUCUUACGACAACAGCACCGUCGCGUACAUGCAGUCGCUAGGCCAUAAUGUGACUUGGGUGGCACCGGGUCAGAGCACAGCGCAGGGUUUAAGAUUACUGCCGAAUGGAACUUUCGAGGCGGCUGGGGAACCACGGCAGGUUAACUCGGGUGGCUUCGCCGUAUAAGAAUCUUGGGGUCAGCACUGUAAUUUAUGAGAUGAUCAUUAUGUUAAUAUGAUAUCCUUGAUAUCCGACCUGUAUUGAUUGUAUCUCAAAAUCUCUACCCCUAUGCCAAGUUGGUAGCUUCCACUAGCUUGUCGUCGACCAUUGAAAAUAGCAAAUAUUAUUUACUUGACUGGAUAUUUUACUUGCCUCUUCAUGCGGGUAAUUCCUCAUCCCUAGCAUUCCGUGCCACUUGUCGUGCUUUUAAUAUCUUACCUUCCCUUUGGCAAGCCUCUUUUAGUACCUUAGCCAAUAGUAAGCAGAUAGAAAUAUUAGUACUUACAUAGGUACCUAGGUAUCUACCUAGGUUAGAAGACUAGGUUAGGUUAGUGUACUCUAGACGCC
Molecule: messenger RNA, 2497 nt
Organism: Daldinia decipiens
Lineage: Eukaryota; Fungi; Ascomycota; Sordariomycetes; Xylariales; Hypoxylaceae
Product: gamma-glutamyltranspeptidase
Exons: 2
Coding region: 419-2116 (565 amino acids)
Biological process (GO): glutathione catabolic process
Cellular component (GO): plasma membrane
Molecular function (GO): glutathione gamma-glutamate hydrolase
Source: RefSeq, a predicted model, not a curated record